AUGAAGAAGGCUGGCGGCGGCUCUGAACGCCUCCACCUACUUGCCCUCCCUCCCGAGAUCAGAACAACAAUCUUCGAAUACGCCCUCACCGAACCCGACAAAAUCAAGAUACGCCCAACCUUACGGCCGCCCGCUCUACUCUCCACCUGCCGGCAAACUCGCGAAGACGCCGGGCUGAUAUGGUGGGAGCGCAACCGGUUCGUCAUCACAAUCUGGAACUGCAACGCCAGCCUUCUCGCCGCCUUCUCGAACCUCCACCACACCCACCAGCGUCGGUACGAUCUGAGCGGCCAUCUAGUCUACCACAUUGUCGUCGAGGGAGGAAAAGAUUGGAACAAUCUGGUGGCGUGGUGUUAUGAAGUGUGGGCGAAUACGAUACCUGCAUACAAGAUGCUCGAACCGUCGGAUGACUUUGAGGCGUUUGUGUCUGUGGCGACGAAUAUUGCCAAGUGGCAUCGAGACAGGCCCUGGGAGGAGUGCUUUGCCACCAUUGACGCGAUAAGGUAUGCGGUGGCCAAGUAUGAUCGGGCGUGGGCUCAGUCGAGGGAUCAACACAUGGGUAGGGGUUAG
This is a messenger RNA of Zasmidium cellare ATCC 36951, 570 nucleotides long. RefSeq lists its product as uncharacterized. Bases 1 to 570 code for a protein of 189 amino acids. The record is from RefSeq and is a predicted model, not a curated record. NCBI's taxonomy places the organism in Eukaryota, Fungi, Ascomycota, Dothideomycetes, Mycosphaerellales, Mycosphaerellaceae. The transcript is spliced from 2 exons.